Molecule: messenger RNA, 13956 nt
Organism: Corythoichthys intestinalis (scribbled pipefish)
Lineage: Eukaryota; Metazoa; Chordata; Actinopteri; Syngnathiformes; Syngnathidae
Product: ephrin type-B receptor 1-like
Exons: 20
Coding region: 593-3676 (1027 amino acids)
Biological process (GO): axon guidance; protein phosphorylation; ephrin receptor signaling pathway
Cellular component (GO): plasma membrane; dendrite
Molecular function (GO): transmembrane-ephrin receptor activity; protein binding; ATP binding
Source: RefSeq, a predicted model, not a curated record
AACUAUUGCCAGGCUCGUUGCCAAACAUUAGUCUUAAUAGGGGCAUACAAAAUGCAUAAAGGAGGGGCGAGGGCACAAUUACCCAGUUCCUAUAAUUUGAAUAAGUGUACAGUAAAUUUCAUUUCCGCAGCACAUAAUCAAUAUGUCUGGGGCAUCAUUAUUAUUAUCAUUAUUUUGCUUUUAUUAUUAGCACUAUUAUUAUUAUGACUGAAAGGCAACAAACGCUAGGUGACACUCGGGAGCCACUACGAAAUUUCCAUUUGCCAGAUGUCAUACUUCUAUUUGGCCACUUAGUGUCGCUCAAUCUUUAAAGGCAACCAUGCGGAAGCAGUCCAUUGGGCUUUCAGUGUAGGUCAGGUGCCAAGAGAAAGGUGAUUGGUUAAUGAGCCGCCAUCCUAUUCUCUGAUUGGCCAGAAAGGUGUUGAGAGGCGGUAAUGAUAGCAGAGGGAGCGGAGAAGCUUCACACCAUCCGUGAGCCGUGUGUUCGCAUCAGUGGACGUCCGCUUCCUUCUUCUACCACGAUGGGGAUGUGAGUCUACCAGUGGAAUUCUGACUUGAGCAUCACUGGGAUUUGGUUCAUAUUAGCCGGAUAAUGGCAGAGGACAGCAGGAUGAUUAGUGGGGCCAUGGUGGCCACUUUUACAGCGGGUUUUCUGUGUCUGAGCACUUCAGUGUGGGCAAUAGAAGAUACAGUGAUGGACACAAGAACAGCAACAGCUGAGCUGGGCUGGAUAUCAUUCCCUGCAAAUGGAUGGGAGGAGGUGAGUGGCUAUGAUGAGAACCUCAACACCAUCAGGACUUAUCAAGUUUGCAAUGUGUUUGAGCCCAGCCAGAACAACUGGCUCCUCACCACAUACGUUGACAGACGGGCAGCGCUGCGCAUCUAUGUAGAAAUCCGCUUCACUGUACGAGACUGUGCCUCCAUUCCCAGUGUCCUCGGUUCCUGCAAAGAGACGUUCAACCUUUACUACUUGGAAACAGACAGGGCUGUGUCAGAGGCCAUCAGAGGGAUGGAAUACUGGGCAAAUGCCCCCUUCCUAAAGGUGGAUACCAUUGCAGCGGAUGAGAGUUUCUCUCAAGUUGAUUUUGGUGGGAGGUUGAUGAAGGUCAACACAGAAGUUCGAAGUUUUGGACCACUCUCCAAAGGAAAAGGGUUCCAUCUGGCUUUCCAGGAUCUUGGAGCCUGUAUGUCCCUACUUGCUGUCAGGGUUUUCUACAAAAAAUGUCCCAGCAUUGUUCAAAACUUUGCUUACUUCCCAGAGACACUUACUGGAGCAGAAUCCACAUCACUUGUCAUUGCCAGGGGAAAUUGUAUCCCCAACGCAGAGGAAGUAGAUGUACCUAUAAAGCUUUACUGUAACGGUGACGGCGAGUGGAUGGUGCCCAUUGGUAGCUGCAGCUGUAAAGCGGGUUAUGAACCAGACAGUGAUAACCUGUGCCGAGCUUGUCCACAGGGCACCUUUAAAUCAACCCAGGGACCUGGAUUAUGUGCCCAAUGUCCUCUUAAUAGCCGGUCCACCAUUGAGGCGGCUUCCCUCUGUGGUUGUCGGAAUGGUUACUAUCGUGGUGACAUGGACAAACCGCAAGACUUAUGUACCAGUGUCCCUUCUGGUCCUCGCAACUUAGUCUCAGUUGUUAACCAGACAUCAGUGCAACUUGAAUGGCAUCCACCACGUGACAUUGGGCAUCGCGAAGACCUGUCCUAUAACGUGUUGUGCCACCGGUGUCACAGCAGUGAGCGACGCGUGUGUCAGCCAUGUGAGGACAGUGUGGCCUAUGUACCAGGCCGGCGGGGUCUAAAAGUAACAAAAGUGGAAAUCAGCAAUCUGCAGGCCCACACAUCAUACACCUUUGACAUCCAGGCAGUCAACGGUGUCUCCAACAAGAGCCCUUAUCCCGCCCAGCAUGUGUCAAUCAACAUUACUACCAACCAAGCUGCUCCUUCAGUUGUUCCUAUCAUGCACCAAGUGAGCUCCACAAGCCGCAGUUUCUCAUUGACGUGGCUGCCUCCUGAACACCCCAAUGGAAUAAUCCUCGACUAUGAGAUACGAUACUAUGAUCAGUCUCAGCCUCCACUGUCAAACAGUUCAACAGUUGAGAGCGAGACCCCAAGUGUGAUUUUGGAAGGGCUGAGGCCGGGCACUGGCUAUGUGGUUCAGGUGAGGGCCCGCACUGUGGCUGGCUAUGGAGCCUAUAGCAAAGAGAUGCUAUUCCAAACACUCACUGAUGAUGAGUUCAAAUCAGAGCUAGGACAACAGCUCUCGCUGAUUGCAGGCUCCUUAGUCGGUGGAGUGUGUAUUGUCUCUCUGGUAGCCAUUGCCAUCAUUUGUACCAGAAGGAGGCAAUUGAAAGAGAGUGUGUAUGGUGACAAGCUGCAGCAGUACAAUGCAGGGGGAGAGGUGACCCUGAGAACUGACAUGUUUAGUGGUCCUGCCCCCACGGUGACCUUCCCGACACUCUCUGAUGGUCACAGUUCACCAGGAGUCAAGAUAUACAUUGACCCUUUCACCUAUGAAGACCCCAAUGAGGCUGUCCGAGAGUUUGCCAAGGAAAUUGACCCUUCAUGUGUCAAGAUGGAAGAAGUAAUUGGCUCAGGUGAGUUUGGUGAAGUGUACAAAGGCCGCCUGAAACCUGUAGGGAAAAGAGAAAUUCCUGUUGCCAUUAAGACCCUAAAGGUGGGCUACUCUGAGAGGCAGCGUCGGGACUUUCUUUCUGAGGCCUCGAUCAUGGGCCAGUUCGACCAACCAAACAUCAUUAGGCUGGAAGGAGUGGUGACCAAGAGCAGACCUACAAUGAUCAUAACAGAAUUCAUGGAGAAUGGAGCUCUCGACUCAUUUCUCAGGCAAAAUGAUGGGCAGUUUCCAGUGAUCCAGCUAGUUGGUAUGCUGAGAGGCAUCGCAUCUGGAAUGAGGUACCUGGCGGAGAUGAGUUACGUUCAUAGAGACCUGGCUGCUCGGAACAUCCUAGUUAACAGUAACUUGGUGUGUAAGGUGUCUGACUUUGGCUUAUCUCGGUAUCUGGAGGAGGAUACUUCGGAUCCUACUUACACAAGCUCACUGGGUGGUAAAAUCCCAGUACGGUGGACAGCCCCAGAAGCGAUCGCCUAUAGGAAGUUCACAUCAGCCUCAGAUGUUUGGAGCUAUGGGAUUCUCACCUGGGAGGUGAUGUCAUACGGAGAAAGGCCUUACUGGGAUAUGAGUAAUCAAGAUGUGAUAAAUGCCAUUGAGCAGAACUUCCGGCUGCCAGCUCCCAUGGACUGUCCAACUGUUCUCCAUCAGUUGAUGUUGGACUGCUGGCAAAAAGACAGAAACGCUCGACCAAAGUUCCCCGAUGUUGUCAACAUGUUGGACAAAAUGAUCCGCAAUCCUGCAUCCCUCAAAGCUGGCACCAACAAUGUUGUGCUAGGUCCUUCCCAUCAUCCUUUGUUAGAUCGCGGUGCUCCAGAUCUGAGCCGUUUAAACUCUGUGGAGGAAUGGCUGGCUGCACUUAAGAUGACUCAGUACAGAGAUUCCUUCCUGCGAUCAGGCUUUACCUCUUUGCCACUCGUCACUCAGAUCACUGCAGAAGAUCUCCAGAGGAUCGGAGUGUCUCUAGCUGGACACCAGAAGAAAAUCCUUACAAGUGUUCAAUCAAUGAGGCAUCAUAUCGAUGACCAGUCUCCGACUGAAUCUGUAUAAUCGAACAUUCACAUUGGUUGGUUUUUAAAGUGUUCAGGCAAGGCAGAUGUACUCUAAUUUUUCACGUGCGUAUACAACCCAUCCCUCUCCUCACCAAUCACUGUUCAGAAGCAGCUCCUUUAUUUAGCUGCCGAGAUCGAUUUCGACUUAAUGCCUCACGGAAGUGAUUAAAUGCACAUUUGCAAGAGCCAAUGCAAGGUCAGCAUGCUCUUUAAGUGGUGAAAAAAUGACAAGUAUCUGCUCUUUACAAGACCUGAUCUGCUCUGACCUUAUGGACUACGUUCAUGAAAGCCCAUUUCUACCCAUCCAUCAAGAAGGCAGCCUUUACCAACUUGACAGUUUGAUUCAAGGACAGUUUGGCUGAUGGCCCACCUUGAGUGGCCAUCAUAUGGACACACUAAAUUGGGCAAGGAGACAUUUCUCGAAAAUAUAUUGUGUCCAAUAAACCUAUGAAGUCGUUCUUGUGUUAAAAACAAAAAAUAUUUCAAAACACUACUACUACUUGAGUUCAGGAGAGCCCAUGGUUAAGUGAGACUGUGACAAUUUCAUCUUCAUAUUGAAGAGACUGUACAUAUUAUAAUAUGAGGUGUUUAUUGCCUAUCUACAAAUUUCUUUCAUGACUGUGAUUGUGAUUCGUGUUGUUCAAAAAUUGCUUCUUUCCCAUUUUGAUGAAACUAAAGUCCAGAGUAUCAACAAACAUUUUUUUUUACAUUUUCCUUGUUACAAUCAGUAAUCCCACAAGAAGAUCACGUCUUCCAUCCAAAGGGUUUGCAACACCUGCCCUACUUAGAUAACGGAUUUGAAGUACUAGAAACGAUGGAAUGUGUCUACAUUGCAGUGAGUGCCCAGAUUGUUGCCAGUAAUCGGAUUCUAAAAGGAUUAUUCAUAAAAGCUUCAUGCAAACAUAACCAUUUACAGAAAACAAUACCAAAAUGCUAAUCCAUUACGUUAGACAAGACAAUUACUCUUUCAACUUCCAACUGUCACUUCUGGAAAGCCUAAUUAAGUUUGUUGUCUCUUCCUGUUUUAUUUUGUAAUUGCCUUAAUUCCUCCUCAUUUCUGGCAACUUGCUCUUCCUCUGUGUUUCUUGAUUGCCGUCCCACCCUGAUUGUUUCCACCUGUUCGCCAUUACUCUGUGUGUAUGUCUAAUCUGCCUCUCCCUUUGUCCUGUCACUUUGCUCGUCUCAUCUGUAUGUCAGAGCCUAGCCUAAGGGGCAGUUUACAUGGUGACGCUGCGGCACCAAGACGCAGCAAUUAUGUUGCGCAAUGGCUUCGCCGUUAUCUGGUGACAGCGACAACAAAAGGCAAAGACGCAAACCUUUUAUUCCGGGCUCCAAAGGGGAAGGAUUCGAUUGCGGGGCUUGCUUUGCAAAAGGAAAGCUCUCGCACCGAUAACGUCAGCACUCGCACAUGUCACUUUGGGCGUGCGCAGUGCUGCUAUUACGGCUUUAAUUUACUGUUUUUAAUAAUAUAUAUUUUUUAUAUAAAUACAGUGGUACCUCUACAUUUGAAGUAAUUCGUUCCAGGACCUUGUUUGUAAGUCGAAAUGGUUGUAUGUCGAGGAGGAUUUUCCCAUAAGAAUACAUUAUAUUUCAGUUCAUUCCACAGCACGAAAACCUACACUAAAUCCUUAAUAAAUACUGAUUGUACUAUUACAAAUGGCAAUUACACAUAGCGAAACAAACAAACAAAAAAAAGAAUAAAAAUCGGAAUGAUAAUAUAAUAAUUAGGGCUGUCAAACGAUUAAAAUUUUUAAUCAAGUUAAUCACAGCAUAAAAAUUAAUUAAUCGUAAUUAAUCGCAAUGAAAAACAUCUCUAAAAUUUGCCAUAUUUUCUGUAAAUUAUUAUUGCAAUGAAAAGAUAAGACGGAUGUAUACAUUCAACAUACUGUACAUAAAUACUGUAUUUGUUUAUUAUAACAAUAAAUCCACAAGUUAGCAUUAACAUUUUCAACAUUCUUUCUGUGAAAGGGAUCCACGGAAAGAAAGACUUGUAAUUCUUAAAAGAUAAAUGUGAGUAAAAGUUACAGUAAUUUUGAUAGUUUGUAUAUUGUGACUAAAUAUUGCCAUCUAGUGUAUUUGUUGAGCUAAACGAAAUGUUUGAAUAGAGUUUGACCAGUGUCUGAUUUUGCAUUGCUAUUUUUAUUGGGAAUGCCAGUUCUCUUUGCAUUGAGCGCUUUUCUUUUUGUAAACAUUUUUUUUUUUGAGAGAGAUAGGAAUAUUAUUUUUGUUGUGCUUUCUCUAAAUGGUACUGUAGCGACUCAACUGCCAAAAUGCAUGAUGGGAAGUUGGGCAACCAUGACUGUCAGUGGUGGCUGCAAAUGGUAUAUCUUCUCUGCGUUGUGUUCAAUAAAAACAGGGUGUUAAGAAAACGCUCUUCUGUCAUCCUUCCCCUCAUCGCUUGCCACAAUAGUUACAAUUGUUGUGGAAGAGAUGCCAAAGCUUACACCAAUAAAUAGCGCGGCUCCAAUGAGUGCCUAUGUCCACUCCACGCGCUUGUCUCUGCCUCUUAGCUCUCAAUAUACAUAAAACGGCGCCAGUGUAGUUUGUCCGCGGCAAUGCGUAAGUGGGUCGUUCCGCGCAUGCGUUAAAUGCGUCAAAUAUUUUACGUGAUUAAUUUUAAAAAAUUAUUACCGCCCGUUGAUGCGAUAAUUUUGACAGCCCUAAUAAUAAUAAUACUAAUAAAUCCUGUAACAAUGUAACGAAUCGGGUUCUAAUGUGGCGGGCGUUUUUUGCUGUACCUGAACGCACCGCGUAGCUGACGUGACGAUAAACGUGACGUGAGAUCGAGAGUGCUGUUCUAUUUUACUUCCUCUUUUAAUGUUUUGUUGCUGGCGUAAACUGUAGUGGACAGUAGGCGUGCUGUGUUGCACAAGUUGAUGGAAUAAAUUGUUAGAAACCUGACAAAGCUUGCGAUUUCUUUGGCAAUAUUAUCACAAUAAUAACUGUCACCUUAACAUCCUACGGUCGUAUUGUCGAGUUCACUGAUGCACACACCAUGCUCAUAUUUUUCUCUCAUCUUCAUUUUAAUGGUAAGCGUCACCUUUUCCUUUUUCCCCCACUUGCACCAACCUUCUUGGAAACAGUGUUGACUUCUCUCGCAAGAAAAUCCGCUGUGCAUCCGUCUUCCGGCAAAACAAAAAAACUGCGGCGCUGUCGUAAAUCGUCGUAUUUUGAGCAUUUCGUCGGAUUUAGAAACAAAUGGCAAGUCAAAUUUUACGUCGGAUGCUGAAAAGAUCGUGUGUCGAAGCUAUCGUAUGUCGAGGUACCACUGUAUGUUUAAUGUUUGCAUUUUUGUGCCUCAAAAGAAAAAUGCCAUUGCUUGGCGUGGGCGGGUAUGCUGUCUUCCGGUCUGAGGAGGUUGUUGGUGUUAAAGAAGUACAUCAUUGGCUGUUGCCUUGUAAAUUUGCACUGCCCCCUAGGGCCUGGCAUGAAUGCUACAUCGUUUUCGCGCUGAAUUGCGACAUCGUUCGAAUGGAGACGGAACCAAAUAAAUGCACACGUGAAAUUUGUCGUAUUCUCGAAACGUCACCAUGUAAACGGUGAGACUAGUUAUUCCACACCAUACCUAAUCAAAUAUCCACAGACAUUGUCUGUGGAUAUUUAUAUGUUUGUUACUUUGCAUUUUGGUUAGGAGAACAGUUUUUCCUCUUACAAGUAAAUUUUUAAUUAUAUUUUUUAAUACUUCAUCCAUUUAAACUUUAAACAAUGGGACUUUUCUGAGUAGUGUGUUAGUUUUGUGACACCAACAGUCCAGAGUAGGCUUUGUUGGUCAUGGAGCUGACUCUGCCCCAUAGCAUAAUGCAAUAUCUUCUUGUUAACCCCAUCAAACGUCUUUGUGACUGCAAAGGAGACUUGACAUUUUUUGUCUGUUAAAAAGUGUGAAGUGACUAGUUUUAAAGAGGUUUUGUGUGUGCAUUGCUGAAAAUCUGGGUUUUGUCAUGUGCCACUGACUGCGUUUACAUGUAUACGUUUAUUCUGAUACUUAGAGGUAUCUCGCAACAACACUUGAAAAUGACUUGUUGAAAAGGUUCAGUAUUCACACCGUGACAACCGAACUUUCUGAGUCGUAUCACUUGGACAAAAGGCAUACUCAUUGAUUGGUCAAAUUUAGAUGAGGAAAUACCUCCUUCCUGGGAAUGGAGGGAGCUGUGACGCUGCACGUAAUGUAGCAUAAGCACACCCUGCUCCGCUUGCAUUCACAAUCGAAGCAGGGUGCACUUGCACGAUUUUUGAGUGGACCAGAGUUUGUUUGGUCCGAACUACAGUUCGGAUACAUGUUCACAUUUAUAAAACGAAGCAGACAAUCUGAGAAAAACAACUCCUGUCUGUUUAAAAAGGACCAAACAGCGCUAGUGUGAAUGCGCCCGAAAAGUGUGAUUGAAAUAAAAAUGCUUCAUGUACACACCCCUUUUGUAAAUAUUCUGACCACAUCAUGGCCAUUCCGAUCAAGUUUUUACUCUGAACGAAAUGGGUGGUUUAUGUCUGUUUAUAAUCCAUUCAUUCGGCUUGAAAACACACAGAAAAUACGGUCUCAGUAUACGCAUUUGUUAUUCCCAGAAGCUAGUAGAAGCAGAGCAACCGAAAGACAUGGUGGGCGCAAGACUGAACCUGAGGUCUGCUUCCAAGACAAAUACUUUGCUUGAGAUAUUAAAAGAUCUUAAAAUUAUUUUAAAACUUGGUGGUAGAAAAAUGGGGAAAAUAUGCAACAUAACACCAACAUUUAUAAUAGAAAUGGGUGGAGUUUGUUGUUUUAUCUGGUUUGUUUUGUUGGCACAAUUUGUUAGGGCUUCUUCUUGUACUACUACUACAGUAUAUUUGGUUAAUCUGGGCAUGUCGAAAUAAUUUGUUUCGACCGAAAGUGUGAUGUAUGAACACACAAGUCCUAAUUGGAUCAAUAUUUUAGUUUCCAUGUAAACGAAGUCACUGUUCUUCGCAGCUUUUGGUCAUUUCUUUAUGAGCGUGAUAAUGUUUUGCAAAUUUUUGACUCACUCCAUUUUUCCACUCAACUCUAGAAAAUAUUGAGUGAUUCUUGAAAGUUACAUAGACUGAGAACUUCAGUGGUCCGUCUCUUCUGAGGAAACAAAUCCUGCAUUGGUUCAAGGGUUUACUAACAAUUUGAAAUAAGGUACCAAUAAGCUCACAAAAAUUAUGUAGAGCAUUGUGACUUGCUUGUUUUUCUCUCUUUAAAACAUUAAUUUUCAAUGAACCUACGUAUGUCACAGUGAUGUUGACAUAAAACAAGGGCAAUAUUUUUGCUUUCAUAGAAGUAACAGAAUAUCUCAGGAAUAUGGUGGGUGAGUUUUGUUGGAGUGGAAAUGUGAUCUUUAAUUGGUAAUUCCUGCUCUUUUAAUAAUGCAGCUUGAAAAUUUUCAGAUUCCAUCAAUCCACCUAAACACCCACAAAACAAGUCUUUUGCCUUUGACUUUAAGGCAGAAUUGAUACUUUAGGGCUUUACCAAAACUCCUUAUAUUUCUUUUCUUUCCACAAGUCUUAAAAUAGCACAAAACAACAUUUUUGAAUGACAUUUUAAUUUUCGCAGUUUUACUGAAGCCAAUAGUUGAUCUGCUUUCAUGAAUGUCAAAAAUUUAAAAGUUACAAAAAUGAUAGCUGCAAGCCAAAAUAUAAUUUAUUCAAUGGACUAAGUACAUAACCAUAUUAAAUCAUCUGUACUAUAUUACAGAAUUACUCGCAGAAAAAAGUUCAAACAACUCAUACCAGGAUUUGUGAACUGAAUAACAAAAAAAAAGUAACAAUAUUAAUAAUUAAAUUAAUGAAACAGCUUUUUUUCUUACAACUUACAAUUAAAUUUUAAUGAAAAUGUCAUGCACAAGAGCGUGGGUUUGGUCUCGACAUUGGUAGGGACGCUACAACAGCAUAACCUGCACGUAUUAUACAUUUUUUGCUUGGGACAAGACAUUAAUAACACCAAACAGAUUAGGUGAACCAGGGUCAGGGCAACAUUUCACACGAAUAUGCUGAUGCGUUUCCUAUGUAAAAAUGAAAAAAGUUAAAAUUAUUUGCAUGGGAGAAAGUCCUUUUUCAAAAUAGGGUAAUUCCCCAUUGCUUCAUAUAAAGGAAAUUUACAGUGGUUGUUUUUUGGGGGUGCGGGGGGAGAUACUACUUAACCUAUACAUGGAACUACUUCUUGGCCUACAUUGUCCUUCACCACAAGAGUAAUACAACUCAAUUGGUUGUCUCUUUCAUCUGCUUUUCCCUGAUUUUCAUCUCUAAAGUGCAAUUAUGGAAAAACAAUUCUCAGUCAGGAUUAAACUUUUUAUCUUGAUUAUGAUUAAUGUACGAUUAUCUCAAAAUAGUGUCUGCAUAAGCUGCAAAUAAAAAUGUUUUUAAAUAAAUAAUGUAGAAAACAAAUGAAUUCAUUUUAAUUAAUUAAUGACUGCACUAAUAGGUAUUUGGUUUCAAAAGUGUAAAGUCACAAGAUGCUCUAGCUUUCUUUCCUCUUAAACCAGGAUGUUUACAAUAAGAAAAGAAGCAGCAUGUGUAUUUUUUUGACUAUCAACACUUUCCUGUGAAACACAGACUGUGUCCUGGGACCUCUCCUUUACUAAUUAGCGUCUUGCUCACGCUUUGCUGGAUCUAUAGUUACCAGGAUAGUUCACUACAUUUCAAUUCAGUACAAUUAACCAUAACAAUCGAAAAGACACUGCAAAUUUAUAAUUAGACCAUGAAUCAGAUAGCUAUUUUUCUUAUUUCAUGAAAUCUGAGUCAAAUUUACUUGAAGCACUGGCAGAUAAUCAUUUAUUUCUCGUAGAUUUUUACUGAAAACAAGGGAAUUUAACUCGUUUUGAGGAAGUGUAUUUUUGCAGUGUACUUGAGUUUCGCAGAUUAACAAAUUCACAGUUUAAUUGCUAUGCUAUGCUAAUCUGAUGCAAAUCGGACUGUCAGUAGCAAAAUUAAGGGGCGUGUUUGCCACCAUCCACAAUAUUGACGUCCGUUUACAUUACUUAACAGUGGCUGCUGCUGCUGCUGCUGGUAGCCGAAAAUCACUCCUAAUAUCCCUCCUCCUCAAAGUGGGAGGAGGAGGCGGCACGUAUUUCCGUCAAGGUUGGGUUGGGUGUGUGCAUUUGUGUUGGGAGGGAGAGUAACAAGAGGGUCUAGUCAUCAGCUAAUCAAACGUGCGUUUGAUGGGGGGGGAAUGGACUGGUACAUUCAGCAAGAAAAAGAGGUAAAUAUAAAUCUGAACAUAAGAAUAAUUCAUUUAAUAAUAGUAGGGUCAACUCUAUCCAUACAACAUAUGGAAAGACAGUCUAAAUGACCUAUACAACUGAUGCCAUGAUAUAAUGCAAAUAAGAUUGCUUAAAAGCUGUUGGGGACAAUUUCAGCCUCCUGUAAAGUUUUUUUUUUUGUCCGUACCGUCCCUAUGCAAACCUACGCCCUUGGUCAUGCACCUUAAAUUUUAGUGUAAACCCAACCCAGCACAUAUUGUACUUAAAUGUUAUUUUUGGAAAAUAACAUUUUAAGUUUUAAUGCCUGAUUUCCAGAAAUUUUUGCGGAUUGAUGAUUGACAUUUGAAGAUGUUGUUGUUACUUUUGCUGUUGUAUAACAGCACGUUUGACCCGAAAUAUAUAGGAACUCAAAAACUACCUCUUAAUGCAAAACUAGAUGAGAAUGAGAAUGCUUUAUUUUGGACAUGAUAAAAUAAAAGUAAUAAACAAACAAAAACAAAACAAAAAAAUUAGACAUACCAAUUAUAAUACUUGAGAUAACAGCAACAAUAUUUAAGACAAUAAUAGUAAUAAUAAUAAAUAUUAGAAUUUAUUCAUUGUGUCCAAAAAGGAGUAGGAUGAAGCAUUUGCUUAUUAAAACCUACCCCCCUUUUCUAUUCCUCAAUAAUAUCAGUCCGCCCUAUUUAAUUAGGCCUCAUAUCAACAAAGAAAUAAUGCAACCAUAUACAUAAGAUGCAAGACAAAAUAAAAAUAAAAUGAAAUAAAAAGUACCAGCCAAUAACAGAUAUGUGAAAACCCCCUAUAUUAUAACCCUUCCUCUUCCCUAUACCCUGUGAAAACCAUGUGUUUGUACCACUUCCUAAACUGGGUCAUGCUUGGACAUUGCUUGAGCCCCUCAUCUAACUUAUUCCACUGCUUUACUCCACGAACAGAAACACAAAAGCUUUUUAAUGUAGUCCGCACUCUCUGAUGCUGUAAGUGAAGCUCCCCUCUCAAACUGUAAUGACCUUCUCUGUUAGAAAACAACUUCUGUAUAUUGCCAGGAAGUAACAUGUGGAUGACCUCAUACAUGAGCUGAGCUGUUUGAAAAUGAACCAAGUCCGUGAGUUUUAAAGUUCUGGAUUUUAAAAAUAAUAUAUUAGUAUGAUCCCUAUAACCAGCAUUAUGUAUUAUUUGUAUGGCUCUUUUUUGCAAAAUGGAUAGUGAAUUUAUUGUACAUUUAUAAGUAUUACCCCAGAGCAGUAAAGAAUGUGGAGUGAUUUAUUAUCAAGAAUGUGUUUUGCUUUAUUCAGAACUGAAAUGCUUCUUGCUAAUUUACUUUGUAUAUGUUUUACAUGAGCUUUCCAGUUAACCUUGUCAUCAAUUACAACGCCAAGAAACUUAUUUUCAUGGACCCUUUCAAUAUUCACCCCAUCUAUCUGUAUCUGUACUAGACUAGAUUUAUUGUGGCUGCUAAAUAACAUAAAUUUAGUUUUACUUAAGUUCAAUGAUAAUUUGUUUCUAUCAAACCAUGCUUUCAGUUUACAAAUCUCAUCAGAAACCCUCCCCAGGAGUUCAUGUAAGUCCCCCCAAGAGCAAAAGAUUGUUAUGAUCGUGGGCUGAGAACCCUCAAAACAGGCACGAGAGAUAACGAGGAUCUGAGUUUAUUGUAGCAGCAGUUUAUUGUUCACAGGGCUGUGGAGUCUGGCGUGAAGAUUCCGGGCAAAGGUACCAAUAACAAGAGGCGUAGGCAAGAUCCUGGAACAAAGCAAAUAAGUCGAUGAUCAGUUGAGUCCACAUAGAAAUAUUCAAAACGUGAGCGGGCACUAACAGUGAACUGAAAGAGGCGAUCCAGCGACGUGGUGGAGCUCUGGCUGGCUUAUGUAGGCUGUUAAUGAUGAUUGCAGACAGCUGCCAACGCUCCACCCGUCAGGUGCUGAUCCUAAUUGAAUGACAGACACUUGCCUAGCCCGGGGCGUGACAAAGAUACUUGUGUUAUCUGCAAAAAAAAAAAACUAAUUUUAGUUUGCUUGAAACUUUGUAUAUGUCAUUUAUGUAAAGAAUAAACAGUUUUGGACCUAACACUGAACCCUGAGGGACGCCACAAGCAAUCUCCAAGCAUGAUGAUGCAUAGUCACCCAACUUCACAAAAUAGAUAAUGAUGAAUGCUCUGGGGCUUGCAACUGCCCUUUGCUCUGGAGUUAAUAUGAUGGUCUGCAAUUUAAUCUUCCAAAGGCAAUAUAGUCAAACAGUCGUACAGUACUUGUAAAACUGAUACAGCCCACAGGCAUAUCUGCACUCAACAUAAUUGCCUAAAUUAGUCACUUGAUGCCAGUCAGAGAUUAUCGGGUGCAUAAAGUUGCUGAUACUCACUAAAUCAGAUGUAUAUGCAUAAUAUUUUUCAAAUGGCAGAACUCCCAACAGUUCAGAGUCAAGAUAAACAGUGGCAGUAAAGUCCAAUUGAUGUCAUUCAAUCAGGUAGUCAGAUCACAAGGUCAAAGAGGGCUCUUGUACGUCCCCUAAAACUUGUUAGGUGGAUACACUGUAGGGCCUGUUGAUGACUGCCUCCUCACCUCAAGUAAGCUUGAUAGCUCACUAGAGGGAUCGAGUGCAUGAAUGCCCACUGAUGUCAUGAGCACCAGAGGCUCCAGGGUCUAAAUAAAUGAAAUUACAGCAACUGGUCCAGAAUCCUUCACAUCAGCCUGCUGUUUUAUGCUGAAAGCCAAUAAUGGACUGUCUUCGUUUUGAAGUGUUUUAUUUCACAGUGUUUUAAGAAAAUGCCAGCAUGAAUUAACAUGCGCUCUGGAAGUGUUUUAUCCUCUCAAUUAUUUAUUCCGUGUGUGCUAUUUAUUGUAAGCUGUCAAACUAUCAAGGAUGCGCUGACACUUGAUUUCUAGUUAAAAAGAAAACAGACAGUCUGUCUUCAUGUUAACCCUACAAUACAGUUUUAAGUGUAACUGAUAAUUCAGUCAAAGCAUCUGCUGUAAUUUAUAAAAAAAACUGUACUUUCAUGGGUGGAAAGGCAAGCAUGUAUAUUAUUGGGGAGGGGGGUGGAUGUGUGUGGCUGUAUUAUACUUCAUGUGUGAUGUUCAGUGUCAUUAAAAUAUGUUCGGCA